GAAAAAAGUUCUGAGAGAUGGUUGAGGGUGAGAGAGGGGCUUUGUGAAGAAGCAAAGAAAGAAAGAAAAACCGGAGUGACGCGCUGGAAUGUUCUAUGUUUUGGUUAUAUGAAGAAAAAAAGCCCAGGCUCAGAGUGACUUUCGGAGCUGUGCGUGUUUAGCGGUGGUUCGGGCGCGACAUGGCCGCGCAACGCGUCCCCCUGAGCGGCUGCUCUCAGCACUCGGACCCGGGCUCGAACAGCGAGCGGAGCGCUGAUUCCCCUCUGCCCGCCUCGGAGAGCGACUCAAGCGGACACGUAUCGCCGCCCAACCCGGACUGGACCGAGGAGAGGUUCCGUGUGGACCGAAAGAGAUUAGAAACCCUGUUAUUAGCAGCCAGUGAGGGCCGAGUCAUCGGAGGAGAAGAUUUUUUCCAAAAGAUCAUGGACGAAACGAGCACACAGAUCGCCUGGCCUUCCAAACUAAAGAUCGGAGCCAAAUCCAAAAAAGACCCUCACAUUAAGGUCAGUGGAAGGAGAGAUGAUGUGAGAGAAGCAAAAGAAAGGAUUCUGGCCGUUCUAGACACAAAGAGUAAACGUGUGACUCUGAAGAUGGACGUCUCUCACACGGAGCACUCACACGUGAUCGGGAAGGGAGGCAACAACAUCAAACGUGUGAUGGAGGAGACGGGCUGCCACAUCCACUUCCCUGACUCUAACAGGAACAGCCAGGGGGAGAAGAGCAACCAGGUGUCUAUAGCAGGGCAGCCAGCAGGAGUGGAAACAGCCAGGGCUAAAAUCCGGGAGUUGAUGUCGUUGAUGUUGAUGUUUGAGUGUGGGGGAUUUGUCGAGUCUCUCGAUCUCGCCUCAUCUGUGAUCCAGCACAUCGCACAGUCUUGCGGCGUCACCAUUACGUGCAAGCCGCCCUCCCAUAUCUACGGCAACACCGUCGUCGUCCGUGGCAACCAGAGCAACACCACAGCAGUAAAGCGUGCUGCGGCUCUGCUGUUGGAUCACCUGGCUGGCUCCAUGUCCGGCUCAGUAACGGUCAGCACUCAGCUGGACAUCGCUCCUCAGCACCACCUGAGUCUGCUGGGCCGUAACGCCGCCAACCUCAAACACAUCAGCCAGCGCACUGGGGCACAUAUCCACUUCCCCGACCCUGGCACGGCCUCACACACUCACGCUCACACACGCCGCUCCAGCGUCUACAUUCAGGGCAGCAUUGACACCGUGUGUGACGCCAGGCAACAGCUCAUGGGCUGCUUGCCACUGGUUUUAAUGUUUGACAUUAAGGAGGAAGCUGAGAUCGAGCCCCAGUGCAUCGCAACUCUUAUGGAGCAGUUAGACGUCUUCAUCAGCAUUAAACCCAAACCCAAACAACCCAGCAAGUCUGUGAUUGUAAAGAGCGUGGAGAGGAAUGCGAUGAACAUGUACGAGGCACGCAGGCUGCUCCUGGCUCUGGAGAGUGCGUGUGGAUCUUCUUCCUGUCCCCCUGUUUCUUCUCCUUUUCCUCUCAGUACCUCCAGCAUCCCUGUUAAUGACCACGGCUCCUCCUCGUCACUGCUCAGCCCUGUUGGACUGGACGUCUUAGCCUCAGCUGGACUGGGACUAAGCACUCUGGGCCUCUUAGGUUCUCCAGACCUCCCUGCUCAUAACGGCUCAUCUGAUUCUAACCCGGCUCUGAACGGGCAUGGCUCCGUCCCAAAUGGACCUAAUGAUGUAGUCGGGACACUACAGAGCAGCACCCAUACGCACACCCUCGCUCCGUUACAGGGGCCUUCCCUCUGGACCAACACUCACACUACAUCAGCCCACACUGCAGGGUUUUCCUCUGUCCUGAUGUUGCAGUCUGUCUCUCAGGGUUCUCUCAGCGGUCUGCUGCUGUCCGGAGUUGACGGUUACAGCCAGAAUUACACACACAGUCCAUCUCUCACACACUCUCACACUCACACACACACUCCUUCACCCCCACCAGGACUGGCACCAAUACACAAACCAGUGAGCGCAGAGCAACUCAAAACACACAUGCCUUCUAUGUACAGAGGAAUUUCUUCUGUGUCAUUAACUGAAUCCAUGCUUGGCCCCGCCCAUUGUGACCCGGCGCAGGAAGUUAACGGACAUGGCCAAUCAGAAGCUCUUUCAAACAAAUCCAGCUCAGAUGAAGGCUCAGACACGUUUGUGGAAGUGGGCAUGCCCAGAAGCCCGUCCCACUCAGCCAAUGGGAGCGAGCUGAAGCAGAUGCUGGCUUCCUGUACGGUGUCGUCAGGGAAACGGCAGACUGUAGAACUGCUCCAUGGCACCAAGAAUUCACAUCUCCGAUCAGAGUGUCUGUUGUCAGAUGCUGAGCCUGACACUGUAGCUGAUAAGAGAGCACCGGGCAGCGAGAGAGCAGCAGAGAGGAACAGACUGGUCCCUCAUAUACAAGCCUAUGACUAUGAACAGAAGAAGCUACUCGCCACUAAAGCCAUGCUGAAGAAGCCGGUUGUGACCGAGGUUCGGACUCCGACCAACACAUGGAGCGGACUCGGCUUCUCCAAGUCCAUGCCUGCAGAGAGCAUCAAGCAGCUCCGCAGAGCCAGCCAUACAGCCUACAAACCCUCAGUUAAUACUACGUGUCAGGGCAAUCCUCUCUCAGCAAACAGGGAGUCUCGGAGUAACGAUGGCGAUGGUGAAGGCUGGUGCACGAGAAACGGUAGCUGUGUGAUUAACGGUAGUGCAGCAGCGCAACACACAUUCCCCUCCACCAUCAGCGCUCCUGAGAGGAGCAAGAGCAGAACCGCUAUGGACCAGUACCUGAGCAGCAGUAAUUAUAUGGAGUGUAUCUCGUUCAUGGGUAGCAGUAAGACGUCGUCUCUGAGCUCCUCUCUUAAAGGUACUGACCUGCCUGAGCUCUUCAGCACUCUGGGACUGGGCAAAUACACUGACGUCUUCCAGCAGCAAGAGAUUGAUCUGCAGACGUUUGUCACACUGACUGAUCCGGACCUGAAGGAGCUGGGAAUCACGACGUUUGGAGCACGUAGGAAAAUGCUGCUGGCGAUCUCAGAGCUGAAUAAGAGCCGGCGGGAGCUUUUCGAUCCUUCGACCAUCCGCACGGCGUUCCUGGAGGGAGGAGUGAACAGCCGUCUGGCGCGACACUUCCAUGCAGACGUGGCCAGCGUGAGCGGGCGCUGGUGACAAAAAACAAACACCCACAUGAAAACAAACCCGAAGCAAUAAAAUCGUCUAAUACCUCUGCGGUACUAGUUAACGGUACCUCUACAUGGACGACACACCUCCCUCUCACUAAUGGUGGAGAUUCUGAUCAUGUAGAGCAAAUCAUUUAUUUCAUUCUGUUCAAUCAGGCUGGACAUUGUGGAAAGCCGUAAGGGUCAGUACGGUUAUGGAAAGCCAUAAGGUUUAUCGGUUAGACAAAAGAAGUGCCAAAAAAUUAAAGACGUGACUAUCCUCAGAGGCAGGUUGGGGAUGAGUGGAGAAGUGGAGGAGUGGCUGCUACUUUGUUGUUCAGAGUGUGUAAAAGGUGUAAACUGAUGCAGUGUUAUUAACUGAAACGGUACUAGAUUAUUAUUAUUAUAAAGAUGCCCUGGCACAUUGAAGUAUCAGUAUUAUGCACUUUAAGAUAGCUUUUACCUGUGUGUGUGUGUGUGUGUGUGUGUGUGUGUGUGUGUGCACUUACCAGUCGUCAGUGUUCCAAGAUCAAAAGGUCACAAUUCAUGCUUGAGGCCUUGUUGUUUUGCUCAUAUGGGUGUUAUUCAUUGCUAUAAGGCUGCACUACAAGGCUCCAGUGUGUAUUUAAUUUUUUUGUUUACUGUAAACAUUUUCAUUUUAUAUAUAUAUAUAUAUAUUAUAUUUUCUCUGAGAAGUAUUCAUUUACAUUUUUUGUCUCUUGUUUUAGUCAUGAGUUCAUUUGUGGAUAACUUCUGUUUUUCUUUUUUUUUUUGUCCCCAUACGCCUCCAGAUUUUCCAGGAAAAUAAAAAGCAAUCCACGGAGAGACGUCCAAGAUUAAAUUAAUAAUUGUUUGUUUUUCUCCGUUCCAUGUUAUUCCGCUGAUUUUAAGAAAAGUUUCAGUAUUUGGCUAGCAAAAAUCUUGAAGAAUUCUCUCAGGGCUUUCGUUACAGGAACCGAAAUCCAUUUGAACUCCUGAAUCCGUGUCUUUGAUGGUCGCCUUGUUUUGGUCGCCUUGUUUCUCCGAGAUGGCCGCCUUCCCGUGAUAUAAAUUUAUUUUUGAUUAUUAAAGAUUACCGAGAAGUCCCACAGUGUCCUAAACCCCAUCAUUUUUAUUAUUAUUAUUAUUUAAUUUUCAUAAAUUUGUGUAGUGAGUUGAUCGGGCGAUCGUAAAGAUUUAUAGACCUUAGCCUCAUAGCGCUGGUGUAAACAAAAAUGAAGUGGAUAUAAGAAGCCAAACAUGUCCUGGCUGCUUUAAAUUUUUUAUUCUUAUUUUUAUUUUUUUUUUUAAAUAUAAUUCAUUAUUUCUUUUUCUUAAAAAAAUUCUUCGUAGACCUGGGGCACUUUUUUUUUUCUUUUCUUUUCCAAACCAUGUUUUUUUUUUUUUUUUAAUGAAUUUAGACUUCAGUUCAAACAGACUGCACAUAUAAAAAUAUAUUAGAAUUUCUAAAUGCAGCCGUGAAUAAAGUGGUAUUUAGUAAUGGAGUAUAAAUGCUGGUGAAAUGUAUUUGCAGUAAAUUAAAAGGAGGCUUUUGGUUUUUUUUGCUUCUAUUUUUUUUCCCCUCAUGAUUAUUUUUUUAUGGCUGGUCAUCCAUUGUUUUAUUUAGAUUUUUUUUCUUUUUCCACUUUUAAUGUAUUAUUUUAAUGUGUUAUUAUUAUCUUUUUUUUUUUCUUUUUUUUCUUUUUUAAAAUUUUUUUACUUGGAAUAUUUCACUAUUUUUUAUAAGUUGACCUCUGUGUGUUGUACGUUUCAUUUUUUACAAAAGAUGUUGAAGCCGUAUAGCCUUGGGAUUAUAACCUAUAUGCUCUUUUUUCCCCUCUUCCUCUUCCUCCUCCUCCUCCUCCUCCCUGUGAGAGAUGUUUUGCUUUGACCUCAUCCGUAAAUGCAUCCCGAAGCCACUUCGAAAGCAUAUAUAUGCUAGCUUCUUCUCAUGACACUUCUGAUUGUAUCCACAGGUUUUCUUUUUUCACACAUCUGGUAAAAAAAAACUUUACAGAUGUUGCACAUGAGGUACCCUGAAGUUUUGCUAAGCAGCUCAUUAGCUUGUUGUUCUUUAAGCUCAUGUUGUUAUGGGGGUUGAUAUUAGAUAUUGAGGUGAUGUGACUUUGUCCCAGAGGAAGCACGAAGCACUGAUCACUUACAGCAAGUGCUUUACAAGAACAGCUGUGAUUGGAGGAAUCAUGCUAGCUUGGGUGGAGUUUGGGUUCCAGUGUGUUUAUAUAUAUAUAUAUA
Messenger RNA from Hemibagrus wyckioides, 5377 nucleotides. It is a transcript of the gene bicc1a, whose product is annotated as BicC family RNA binding protein 1a. The coding region runs from base 180 to 3155 and encodes 991 amino acids. The record is from RefSeq and is a predicted model, not a curated record. Gene Ontology annotation, molecular function: protein binding; RNA binding. Gene Ontology annotation, cellular component: cytoplasm. NCBI's taxonomy places the organism in Eukaryota, Metazoa, Chordata, Actinopteri, Siluriformes, Bagridae. The transcript has 21 exons.